Coregonus clupeaformis (lake whitefish) is the source of this 2168-nucleotide messenger RNA. RefSeq names its product neutrophil cytosol factor 2. NCBI's taxonomy places the organism in Eukaryota, Metazoa, Chordata, Actinopteri, Salmoniformes, Salmonidae. The coding region runs from base 83 to 1600 and encodes 505 amino acids. The record is from RefSeq and is a predicted model, not a curated record. Gene Ontology annotation, biological process: superoxide anion generation. The transcript has 15 exons. Gene Ontology annotation, molecular function: superoxide-generating NADPH oxidase activator activity; protein binding.
AAUGUGUCAGUUUAAGAAUAGUGGUUUCACUGUUCUCUCGUCAUAUCACUGUAGCUCAGAGCAUCUUCUCUGAUUUGGAAGCAUGACAUUUGUGAACACUCUCAAACAGUGGGAUGAGGCAGUGGCCUGUUUCGAACGCGGGGAUUCCGCAGCUGCCCUUGGAACAUUUCUGGACAUCCAGGAAAAGAACUCUAAAAUCUUUUUCAACAUUGGCUGCCUACAGUUGAUCAAUAAGAACCUAGAUUCAGCUGAAAAGGCUUUCGACAGCUGUAUCGGAAAGGAUGGACACUUGGCUGUUGCAUUCUUUCAAAGGGGGUUGGCAUUCUACAAAAAAGAAAGGUUUGAGGAGUCUUUUGCUGAUUUCCAACAUGCCUUCAAGGAGUUGAGGGGGAACCAGCUGAUCGAUUACAAACCUCUUGGUCUGAGAUACAAAUUAUAUGCUUGUGAGGUACUGCACAACAUGGCGCUGGCCCAUGCUCAGCUGGGUCAGUGGGAGAAAGCCAAGGAGAACCUCCUGACUGCUCUGAACCUCAGGACCGAGGCCAAACUCAGCCACAUCGACAGAGGUCUGGAGUGCAUUCUGAAGCAGAAGCUGUUUGAGCCAGUUGAGGUCCCGGCGAAAGAGCUGUUCAAGCCAAACAAACACUACGUGGCUGAAUUGGAGAAGAAGGACUACCUGGGCAAGGCUAAGGUUGUUUCUUCCAUCGUCUUCCAGGAUGAGUUCUCUGGCUUUGCUCCGUUACAGCCACAGGUUGAAGAUGUUCCUACCAGACCAAAACCGCCUGAAGUUCUGAGGGCUCUGGAGGGAGAGCCUCACACUGUCCUCUUCGAGUUUGUCCCUGAGACAAGUGAUGAGUUAGCUGUGGUGCCUGGCAACAUUGUCUUUGUGCUGAACAAAGGAUCUGACAACUGGGCCUCUGUCAUCUUCAAUGAGCGAAGGGGGCUUGUUCCUUAUAAUUUCCUGGAGCGUUUGGAAAUAACCUUAUCAUCUAAGCAAGAACAGGAUGGGACAGACAAGGAUGACAUCCCAGCGCCACCUAGACAAGAACCACCGAAAAUACCCCAGAGAAAAUCUGCUUCUGCUUCUGAAAAUCAGAACAUCGGGGACACAAUAACAGAGUCUUGCCAGAGUGAAGUGGUUAGUGACUCUUCACUCUGUAUAGUGAAAGUGCACUUCACAUACACCAUAGCAAUCUGCAUGGUGCCUGGACUUCCCUACACAACCACUCUGGAGAAAAUCAGUAACAAACUGGGCCUCCCUGCCACAGCAAUCACCUUGAGUUAUGCCCAAAUAGAUUCUGGUAAAACAGUGAUUGAUGAGAACACGAGGAUGGAAGAUGUUUGGAGCUGUGUCCACAAUGGUCGUCUAACACUGUGGUGUGAUCUCAAAGAGGGCAUGAGUGAGCAGCUGCAAACCCAGACUCACCUGAUGGCUCUUCAUUCCUAUGAGUCUUCAACUGCAGAGGACCUUGAGUUCCAUCAAGGAGAUACCAUCUUACUUCUCUCCAAAAUCAAUGAAGAUUGGUUUGAGGGACAGUGCAACGGAAAUAUUGGCAUAUUCCCAGCGUCCUUUGUGGAAGAAGUUGCAUAUGUUGGCUGACUCAGCUCAGUAUGGGAUUGAAUCCUGGCCUUUGUCUUCUAAUCUGGAAACCACCAACCAACCAUCAUCAAAGAAAAACACAGUCAGAUUUAUAUAUUUACGUUGAGGGAAGGCAUUUAGGUACGAAACGUCAUUACCUAAUCAAGGACUUUUCUUCACUGGGCUGAUAUUGACCGAUUUAUGUCAUGUUAUUGUUAAAGUAUGUUAUAAGUUUUAAUAACCUUUUUGGCAGGCACAAAUCAAGCAUGCCCAGGUUUUCUACAUAUUUGAAUGUAAAUGCAGUAUUUUGUUUAACAUUAUUUGUAUGUGCUUUUAUGUAUCCGACACCACAAAUGGUUCCCUCAGGAACAAUCUGCUAAAUCUAAGUUAUUUUUAUGUCAUUGUUAAACAAAUUAAACAUUGGGUAUAGCAUGGAGCCAUAGACUAUUCUGAAUUGCAGUUUUCAGACCUUUGGUAUGUGUGUAUAGGAAAAUAGCUUUCAGAGCACAUUUGAUGUCAGCAACUAUGACUGAUCCAACACCAAUAGCCUAUAGAUUUUGAAUGACAAAAUAAAACAGACAAAAUCAUA